UAUUGAAAAAUCCGAGCGUUUCACAAAGCAAAUUUCCGUUAUCUUCUCUCUUUAAACCUAUCCACCUAAAUUCUUUGAGAUAUAUUUCUCUGAUCAAUUUUAGGGUUUUUCCCAAAAAAAUUGAUUUACCGAUUCGACUCAGCCAACAAUAAUGGUUUCCGAUUCAAUUGUCAAUGUUUCAAUCCCUGUAGCUUCCUCUAACCCCAAAGAUUUUGCCAAGAAGAAAAGGACUAAUCGGUCGGCUAAGUUGAAGCAGUGCAAGCUUGAUGCUCGACGUGAACAGUGGCUAUCACAAGUGAAGAAUAAAGGCUCCAAGCAGGAACUUAAUGGUGGUGGAGGAGCUUGUGGGCAGGGGAUGCAGGUUACUAAUGAAAGGGACCAAUUGAUGGAGAAGUUAGCUAUAAAGCCGAGAGGAGAAGCAGAGGAAAAUGGGGGUGACACGAACACCUAUAGUGAUUUUGAUUCACCAUCUAAUAGCCCCACCAGCCACACUAGUAGUGUGUUGGAAGGAAAUUAUUCUGGUACCAAUUUCGCAGGUGGCAGCAGCAGUAGAAGCAGUAGCAGCAGUAGUAGCAGUGGUGGAUUUAGUAGCAGUGGUGGGUGUUGCUCAGUAAGUAUGAGUGAGGAAGAUAACGAAGGGGAAGAUGACUGCCUGGAUGAUUGGGAAGCUGUUGCUGAUGCCUUAGCUGCCACUGAUAAGAAGCAGGAGCAGCUUAACUCUAGCUUGGAUUCAGCUCCAGAGAUGGAUGACAAUGUGGUGCAUAUGAGUUGUCAGCAAGAAGUUUCUGACCGGAAGGUACCAGCGAUGGAUACAUCACAGCAGAAUCCCAAGGGAAGAGGAACUGUACCUGGAUCUCCUGUCAGCUUUCAGGCGUGGAGGCCCGAUGAUGAAUUCCGUCCCCAAAGUCUUCCAAAUUUGUCGAAACAGUAUACUUUCCCUAUGAAUUCGGGGCGGCAUUACCGCGGAGGCUCUGUAUGGGGAUGUAAAAGUGUAUCAAUACCCACCUCAUGUCCUAUAUGCUGUGAGGAUUUGGAUUUUACAGAUACAAGUUUUCUCCCUUGUCCUUGCGGGUUUAGGCUUUGUCUCUUUUGUCACAAGAAGAUUCUUGAGGAGGAUGGGCGUUGUCCAGCUUGCAGGAAGCAGUAUAAACAUGACCCAGUUGAGGGAGAGACAACCAAAGAUGCAGGCUGCCUGAUGUUUCGAGCAGCUCGUUCUUGUAGCAUGAUCUCAAGGUCGUAGGAAGAUUCUGUUUUUUGUGAAUGUGUAUGUUGUGUCCUCUUUCUCUGUGUGGCUUGACUUUGUUAGACUCCAAUUUUUCUUAGCAUUAGAUGUUGGUAUAGGAUCGAGAUUCUGAAAGCACAGGGGAACUGUUAUUGUUCUCUUAUAAUUUUUCUCAUUAUAGAUAUGAUGCUUGUGCUGAUGUAGAAAACUCCUUAUGUGAAUAGAUAAGGUGGAUAAAGGUUAGAUAGAUUGAAUUUGAUGGUACAAAUGUCCUCGUCUCUUUGAACACUUUGUCACCUUCUAUCAGAGAUUACCAUGAAUAAUAAUGAGAGAACAAUGGGGCAUCAAUCUUUGCAUGAA
Solanum dulcamara is the source of this 1582-nucleotide messenger RNA. RefSeq lists its product as uncharacterized. The coding region runs from base 152 to 1240 and encodes 362 amino acids. Gene Ontology annotation, cellular component: CCR4-NOT complex. The transcript has 3 exons. NCBI's taxonomy places the organism in Eukaryota, Viridiplantae, Streptophyta, Magnoliopsida, Solanales, Solanaceae. Gene Ontology annotation, biological process: protein ubiquitination. Gene Ontology annotation, molecular function: ubiquitin-protein transferase activity. The record is from RefSeq and is a predicted model, not a curated record.